UGAACCAGUGGAUGGAAGACCUCUCUCUCUGUCUCUACCUCUCUCUCUAACUCUGUCUUUCAAAUAAAUAAAAUAUGUUUGUUGUUUUUUUUUUUUAAGGCAGAGUUACAGAGGAAGAGGAAAGAGAGAGAGAGGGAGAGAUACACCUUCUAUCUGCUAGUUUACUCCCUAAAUGAUCACAGUGGCCAGGACUCAGCCAGGCCAAAGUUGGGAGCCUGGAACUUUAUCCAGGUCUCUGACAUGGGUGGCAGGGGCCCAAGCACUUGGGCCAUCCUCUCCUGCUUUUCCAGGAACAUUAGCAGGGAGUUGGAUGGGAAGUGGAACAGAUGAGACUCUAACUGGUGCCUAUGUGGACACCUGCUUCACACACAGAGGCUUAACUGCUGAGCACAGCAUAGGCCCCAUCAUUUAUGCAGUUAUUUCAUGGCCUUUAAUAAUAAUUGACUCCAUAAACAUUCUCACACAUAAUUUGUCAAAUUCAACUGCUAGGGUAUCUAAGAAUUUUGGCUGCCAUACACAAAUUAUUUUCCUAGUUUGUUUUUGCCCAUUUGUAGAUAGAUUUUAGAUAAUUAUAAUUGUUAUUACAAAUAACUAAUUCUGCGACUUUAAAAAGUCCUGGAGGUCUGUGAUUUUCUAUGCAAAUAAUAUAUACAUUUUCCUCUUUUUUUCAGCAGUUUUGCUAAUCUCAACUUCUCUCUGUCUUUAUGACCCUAACAAAUAAGAAUGCUAUGAUGGCUGGCAUUCUAGUCUCAUUCCUAACAUUUGUGAAUCCUCCUGAAGAUUUUAAGAGAUAACCCUAAAGAGGUUAAGUAAUGCCUGUCUGCUUGCAGUUUGCUACGGUUCUGUCAUGGGUAAAUGGAGGGGUCUAUGGAUAGCUUAUAUGAGCCCGUCCCAGAGCAACGGGCUACUCAAGAAAGCACCUUUGGUAGACCUGAUUCUCCUAUUUCAUCCUGUGGAGACAGUGGACAAGCACACAAUAAUCUCUUCAUGGAAACUUCUAAUUUCGAGAAUGCAAAACCGAACAGGAGAAAGUCAUUCCGAAGAUGUAGUUCUGAAAAUAAAAUAUUUGAAGGAAAAACUGUGAAUGACAUAAUCUGGCAGGAACCCAGCAAGCCUGAAAAUGAUUCCCACAUCAAAAGGCCCUGUCAGCUAAAAGAUCUCAAUGAAAUUUUGAGUAAUAACAUAUGUACCCUUCAAGGAAAAACACUACAAGGAACUUCCUACCAGAGAGUGACAUCAGAAUGUUGGAAUCCAUCUCGCCAUCAAAGACACAUUAACCCUCCUGCAGAGGAAGAGAUGAUAAAAUCAGAUGGUGACCUCGUGGAAUCAAUGGGAACAUUAAAGCGACUACAGAAACUGGUUUGGACCAAGAAAUCCAGGGAACAGAAUUCGGAUGAAGUGAAACCGACACUAAUAAGUCUCCAAGAUGAAGAUGACACAUUGAUCUCUUGUGUGAGAUUAACAAAACCCCAAGAAAAGAAAGUGAGUAAUGUUAGUACAAAGGGGAAGAAAGAAUUAAUGAUUAGACAGGAUUCUUUUUCUGCAUCACUGAAAAGAUCCAGCACUACACAUGGACACCUCUUGGAAGAUAUGUUAUCUCACUAUGAAAGUGACAUCCAGAUGUGGAACAGCUGGAAGCCUUUGCCAGAAAACCCACUCUGGACUUGCGUUGAUUUCCAACUGGCCCAAGUUGGAACCUGGGGUGAUUGCUCAUUGUGUACUCACCACUCACAUCUCAAGUCUUCUUUCACGGAUGUGGAUCUUCUCCAUUCAUGGCGUAGCAGCAGUUUUGGGAAUUUUGAUCGUUUCCGGCAUAAUUCUGUAUCAAAGCCAAAUAAUUCAACUGAGACACAUGAAGGGGAACCUAUAAAUGAAAGUGGUGAACAAAAUAGAACUUCAACUAAUGGAGGGGGUUUGGGUAAAAAAAUGAGGACAAUUUCAUGGACAAUGAAGAAAAAAGUUGCUAAAAAGUACAUCAAAGUCCUUUCUGAGGAAAAAGAUGAGGAAGACGGAGAGGAUACCCUGCCAUAUCGGAACAGUGACCCUGUGAUCGGGACUCACACAGAGAAGAUCUCCCUCAAAGCCAGUGACUCCUUGGAUAGUCUUUACAGUGGCCGAAGCUCAUCAAGUGGAAUAACAAGCUGUUCAGAUGGUACAAGUAACCGCGACAGCUUUCGACUGGACGAUGAUAGCCCCUACUCGGGACCAUUCUGUGGCCGUGCCAGAGUGCACACGGACUUCACGCCGAGUCCCUAUGACAACGACUCCCUCAAAAUCAAGAAGGGAGACAUCAUAGACAUUAUCUGCAAAACACCAAUGGGGAUGUGGACAGGAAUGCUGAACAACAAGGUGGGAAACUUCAAAUUUAUUUAUGUGGAUGUCAUCUCUGAAGAAGAAGAAGCCCCCAGGAAAAUCAAGGCCCACCGAAGGAGUAGAAGUGGGAAGCCCGAGACUCUGCCAGAGUUCUUAGAAAGGAUUCACCUUCAGGAAUAUACUUCAACACUUUUGCUUAAUGGCUAUGAGACCCUGGAAGAUUUAAAGGAUAUAAAAGAGAGUCAUCUCAUUGAAUUAAACAUUGAAAGCUCGGAAGACAGGAUGAGGUUCCUAUCAGCUGCUGAAAAUCUUCUUGAUGAAGAAACUAUUCAAGAGCAAGAAAAUGACUCCGUGCCACUAUCCUCAAGCCCAGACAUUUCCUUAAAUAAGUCACAGUUAGACAAUUGCCCGAGGGACUCUGGUUGCUAUAUCUCAUCAGGAAAUUCAGAUAAUGGCAAGGAAGAUCUGGAGUCUGAAAACCUGCCUGACAUGGUCCAGAAGAUUAGCAUCUCAGAGCCAAGUGUCUGAACAUACAUUCUCGCAAUUUGUCUACAGAUGCAUCCCAUUUUAACUCUUCUGCUAAAAGAUCAAGUAGGAGAGAAAGAGAAAUAUUGGUAAUUACGAUCUAAAACCAAAUUGUUUUAUAUGAAUGAAAGUAAGUAAGAGUUUACAUCUCUAACAUUCCAAAUUACUGUAAAUAAAAUGUAUAUUUAUGUUUAAUGCUAUGUGUUAAUAUUUUACUUACCUGUAUUAGAAAAAUAUAGUACAAACUUUUGAUUAUGUGACAUAUACUUUAUUUGGUUUUAUUUUACAAGUACAAAAUGAUAAAAAUAAGCAAAAAAAACUCCCAUACUUUCUUAUACUUGUCAGUUUUGAAUUGAUAUCUAUUAUUGAAUGAAUAGUAGUAGAAGGUGUUUCUGUUGAACUAAGCUGUCCAAAAUAAUGUCUGUACUCAUUUUUGUACUUACAGGAAAGUGUGGGUUAAUAUUGGAGAUAUUUUAUCCUUAUCCAUAAUGGAGUUUUAGUAAAUAUUUUUGUUGAUAAUUUUCACUUUGUUGUCCAAUAUAAAAGUAUAGCUAAUUGUCACUCUUUAUUUAGAAAAACUGGUUUCCAGUUUUUCCAGUUGCAUAUAUUGUCUUGAAGUGUAAAUAUUUUUAAUUUUAAUAUACCUUACCAUAAAUAAUAAAAAGAACUCUGUGUAUAUUGUU
This is a messenger RNA of Oryctolagus cuniculus (rabbit), 3521 nucleotides long. NCBI's taxonomy places the organism in Eukaryota, Metazoa, Chordata, Mammalia, Lagomorpha, Leporidae. The record is from RefSeq and is a predicted model, not a curated record.